Saccostrea cuccullata (small rock oyster) is the source of this 4210-nucleotide messenger RNA. Its product is annotated as polyamine-transporting ATPase 13A3-like. NCBI's taxonomy places the organism in Eukaryota, Metazoa, Mollusca, Bivalvia, Ostreida, Ostreidae. The record is from RefSeq and is a predicted model, not a curated record. Gene Ontology annotation, molecular function: P-type transmembrane transporter activity; ATPase-coupled monoatomic cation transmembrane transporter activity; polyamine transmembrane transporter activity. Gene Ontology annotation, biological process: polyamine transmembrane transport; intracellular calcium ion homeostasis. The coding region runs from base 74 to 3859 and encodes 1261 amino acids. The transcript has 31 exons. Gene Ontology annotation, cellular component: membrane.
UAUGUAGAAGGAUCCUCGUGUCUUACUACUAGACAUGUGAAGGGAAAAUAAACUUACAGGUGAAUGGGGCAAAAUGACCAGACAGAAGGAGGUGAAAGUAAAGGUGGGCCUCUCAGGCCCCCCGCCCAUGAAAAGUGGCUACCAAUAUGUCAACCCAGGACAGGAGGAUCAAAUGGAGAUCGGUGGUUACCGCCCCAGUCUGUUGAGGAAGAUGCUGGUCUGGUUCUUCAUCCUCAUCACUGCUGGUCUUCUUCGCCUCUUCUUUUACUGGUUCCAUCAUCUCUUCAUCAAGUGUACACACACAAAGUGCUCAUUAGCAGAAGCCAAAGUUGUCAUACUAAGGGACCAGUAUCUUCAGUGGUUUGUAUCCCGAGUCAAAGUUACCAGUAAAAAUGGACAACUUCCAAACAGUGGUACUAAGGAGGGUGUGACGGGAAUUACCUUCAGCAAGAGUACCUAUGACAGCAACACUCCUCUCAGAAUGGGGGACACGAAGACAUCUGCAGAUCAUGAUUCCGAGGGACAACUGUCAGCGUUUGAUCGAGUUUUAGAAUUGAAUCGAAGCAUGAUCCGCUAUUUCAUUACCAAAAAAGUCAAGUACAUCUGGGACAGUGAUUCUCAAACAUUUAAAAAAUUAGAAGGUUUAGAUAAAAACACAAAGUGUUCUUAUUUCCAUGGCUGCAAAGGACUGAACUAUGCUCAACAACAAGAAAGAAUGACAAUGUUUGGUUCCAAUUCCAUUCAGAUUCAUGUUACCCCAAUCAUCAGACUCCUUUUUAAAGAGGUGCUGUCCCCUUUCUACAUCUUCCAGUUGUUCAGCUGUGGGAUUUGGUUUGCAGAUGAAUAUUACUACUAUGCCAGCUGUAUAGUUGUCAUUUCUGUUGUUUCCAUAACUGUCACCAUUUACCAAACCAGGAAGAUGCAAAGGGCUUUAAGAAACACCAUAGAAUCAUCCACCAUUGUAACUAAACUGACUGGAGAUACGUACCAGGACAUUUGCUCCGAUGAUCUUGUUCCUGGGGAUAUUAUCUCAAUCCCACGGAAUGGCUGUAUCAUGCAAUGUGAUGCAGUGCUUCUGACAGGAAAUUGUAUUGUUAACGAGAGCAUGCUCACAGGAGAGAGUGUACCAGUGACUAAAACUCCUCUACCUAACCCUAAAUUGUCUAAGUCUCAGGAGGAUAUUCUCUUUAACCUGAAGGACCACUCUAAGCACGUUCUCUUCUGUGGUACACACGUACUACAGACCCGGUUCUACGGCUCUCACCAGGUCAAGGCCGUAGUCCUGAGGACAGGUUUUUCAACGGCAAAAGGAGAAUUGGUGCGCUCAAUCUUAUAUCCCAAACCUGUGGAUUUUAAAUUCAACAGGGACACAUACAUAUUUGUGGCCAUACUAGCAGGAAUUGCUGGAAUCGGAUUCAUUUACACAGUGGUGUUGAUGGUACAAGACUCUGAACUCUUUGAAGAUAUCUUCCUUCGUUCUAUGGAUUUGAUCACCAUUGCUGUACCCCCGGCCCUGCCAGCUGCCCUUACUAUCGGGAUUGUGUUUGCACAGAGUCGUCUCAAGAAAAGUCAGAUUUACUGCAUCAGCCCACAUAGUAUCAACAUCAGCGGUACCAUCAAUGUUGUAUGCUUUGAUAAGACAGGCACACUGACAGAGGAUGGAUUAAACAUGCAGAGUGUUGUCCCCGUACAAGAUGGCUGUUUUACCGAGGAGGUCCAUGAUAUAAAGCUCCUCCCACCUAAACAGAGCCUGCUUCUGAACGCCAUGGCAACCUGUCAUUCCCUGACGAUGAUUGACGGGGUCCUCAGUGGGGAUCCUUUAGAUCUCAUCAUGUUUGAGGCCACAAACUGGAAUCUAGAGGAGCCGGGAGAGGAGGAAGCUAGUAGAUAUGAUAUGAUUGUCCCCACCAUAGUCCGACCCAAGGCGGUCAAGGACAACCAGGAGCUCUUUGAUGAACAGUUCAAGCCAAAAUAUGAGGAGAUAGCCAUCAUGAGGCAGUUUACUUUUGCCUCCAGUCUACAGAGAAUGUCUGUCAUAACACGGAAAUUAGGAGCCCCGAACUUUGAACUCUACACAAAAGGGGCCCCAGAAAUGAUUGCUUCCCUGUCUAAACCCGAAACAGUGCCAAGCAAUUUUCACAAGUUCUUAAUCAAUUACACGAAACAUGGUUACAGAGUUCUUGCCCUUGCAUACAGAUCCCUUCCAACAAAAUUAAAGUAUGCAAAGUUACAGAGAAUUCAGAGAGAGCAAGUGGAAAGAAAUCUGACUUUCCUGGGAUUCCUGGUGCUGGAGAAUCGACUGAAGCCAGAAACCACCCCUAUCAUACACAAACUCUUAGAUGCUGACAUCAGGACUGUCAUGGUCACAGGUGACAACAUGUUGACAGCCUUAAGUGUGGCCCGAGAAUGUGGAAUGGUCAGUGAACAUCAGAAAAUCAUUUUAGUCCAAGCGUUUCCAGGGAUGCCCGGUAAAAAUGACCCCUGGCUGGAGUACAUGUACACCGAAGAUCCUGAGGACCACAGUCAGGGGAAGUCUACCGAGACAAGAUUGACCAUGCCUAAUGGAGAUUUCACUGAUCCUCACUUUCACUUUGCUAUGGAUGGAAAAUCAUGGGCUAUUGUCAGAAAUCACUUUCCAUUACUUCUGCAAAAAAUCUGCACCAGAGGCACAGUGUUUGCCAGAAUGUCGCCCGAAAAGAAAUCUCAGCUGAUUGAAGUUCUACAGGAACUGGGAUACUUUGUGGGUAUGUGUGGGGAUGGGGUUAAUGACUGUGGAGCCCAAGACAGCUCAUGCUGUUACAUCUUUAAGUAUAUGGCCUGCUACAGUUUGACUCAGUUUGUCUCAGUGUUAAUUCUCUAUUGGAUAUUUGCCAACCUAACGGACUUUGAGUUCCUUUAUAUAGAUUUAUUCCUGCUAACAUCCCUCAGUGUUACAUUUGGAUACACUAAUGCCUAUGACCAGCUGUCUAAGGAUCCACCCCUGGUCAGUCUGUUUAGUGUCUCCCCUGUUUUAUCCAUUAUCCUCCACAUGGUGGUCCAAACAGCUGCUCAGGUCUUCUGCUAUUUUCAUGUAAUGGAGCAGCCAUGGUUUGUUAAAUACCAUAAAAAUGAGGAUGAUGACUACACCAGCUAUGAGAACAUGGCUGUUUUUGUUGUGUCCAUGUAUCAGUACAUCACUCUGGCAGUAGUGUUCUCUAAAGGAAAACCUUAUCGAAAAACCAUAUUCUCAAACUAUUUUUUUAUGGCUAAUUUGGCCAUUUGUAUUGGAAUGUCAUUAUGGCUGACUAUCUAUCCUACUGAUGAGGUAGCGGAAUUCUUUGAACUGAAGCCAGCUCCUUCAAUUCCCUACAGAUGUAUCUACCUAGGAAUUGCAGCCAUCAACUUCUUCUUAGAUUAUCUUGUUGAGACAUUCAUCAUUGAAAGCUAUUUUGUGCAAGAGCGUUUGCAGUGCUGGAUUGAGGACAUUUUCUCCACCUCCAAGUAUCAGUAUGAAAUCUUGGAAGAGGAAAUCAGCAGGGACAAGUCCUGGCCCAAUAUAUCCUCUGCAGAGACACUGGCUCAGGCCUUUGAGCGACUGGACAGUCAGCAGGCUCGAGACUUUGACCAGAGCAGUCUGCUGAGCAGCUUACUAGACUCGGCGAGCGAGACACAGAGUAUUCGAUCGUUGAGAUCAGUGGAGUUAGACCCCUCUCACAGUGACGCCGUGCUCCAAAGGGAGACCUCCAAUGUCAGUGAUGGUUACCAUGUGGACAUUGAUGAUGAAUCACAGUUAAUUAAGCAAGACCCUCCUCCUCAAGGUGUGGAUAAUCCAGCACUGGACAUCGAGGAAGAAGAAGUGUCCAGUACAGUGGGAUUAUAACCAUUACCACCCAUCUCACAUAAAAUCCUAGUGCAAUGUGAUGAAAUUUCAGUAUGUGACUAUUGACAACAGCACACUGACAAUAGAGUGUAGUGUGGUGCUUAGUUUAUGACCAUCCAUCACAUACUGAUUAAAGCGUAGAAUAUCAUGAGUGAUCAAACAGUCAUACUUAUUUCAUUAUAUUUAUUAUAUCAGUAGAUUUGUACCUUCUCUUCCUCUUUCUUAUACAACACUUGAUUAGCAGGGGGUAUAUAGAGAUGCAGAUGUCUGCUCUUUCAUAACAAUUAGGGGUACCCAUCUCUUAUUCCAAACUCCUCUUUUAAAAGUUAAUAAAAUUUAAUCAGACUUUCA